Molecule: messenger RNA, 276 nt
Organism: Colletotrichum spaethianum
Lineage: Eukaryota; Fungi; Ascomycota; Sordariomycetes; Glomerellales; Glomerellaceae
Product: dolichol-phosphate mannosyltransferase subunit 3
Exons: 3
Coding region: 1-276 (91 amino acids)
Biological process (GO): GPI anchor biosynthetic process
Cellular component (GO): endoplasmic reticulum membrane; dolichol-phosphate-mannose synthase complex
Source: RefSeq, a predicted model, not a curated record
AUGACCCGCGCCCAGCAGACCAUCUCCCUCGCGCUUCUCCUUUACCUCGCGCUUUACCUCCAGCUCAUUCCCAUCCCUGCUAAGAUCCAAACCGAGAUCGUCCCUGUUCUACCCUUCUGGGUCCUCAUCUCCUUCGGAUCGUACCUCCUCGCCCGUCUCGGAUACAACGUCAUGACCUUUAACGAUGUGCCCGAGGCGCACAAGGAGCUGAUGGCGGAGAUUGAUGAGGCCGUUGUUGACCUGCGGAAGCUUGGCGUCGAUGUUGAUUACGACUAA